AUGUGGAAAGGCCAUUCACCAACAAAAAAUAUAGAGGGUCAGCUGACACCAUACUAUCCCGUAGAGAUGGGACAAGGGACUGAAUGCUCUCUGAGACAGAAUGAACCUCGCUUUACCACAGUGCUGUACGUCUGCCACCCGGAGGCAAAACAUGAGAUCCUCACAAUCGCUGAGGUCACCACCUGUCAGUAUGAGGUAGUGGUGCUCACACCCCUCCUCUGUCCUCACCCGAAAUACAGGUUCAAGUCCUCCCCGGUGAAUGACAUCUUUUGCCAGGCUCUGGGUGGCUCCCCUCUCAGACCUCAGAGUCUGUCCCAGCUGGAUCGUGAGCAGGAAGAGUUGCUCAAACCAGCGUUCAGCUCAAGCAGAGAAAGAGAUCAGAGAGGAUCCAGGGAGGACACACCUCCAGUGAAGGAAGAGGCGUAUACCUCUACCCAUAAGCCCCUGACAGUGGGCGGGCAAGCCCAGGUCACCGUUGGCACCACCCACAUCUCUCGUCUGACUGAUGAACAGCUGAUCAAAGAGUUUCUGAGUGGCUCCUACUGUCUGCAUGGGGGUGUUGGAUGGUGGAAGUAUGAAUUCUGUUAUGGAAAGCACGUCCACCAGUAUCAUGAGGACAAAGAACAAGGGAAGAACAUUGUGGUGGUGGGCAGCUGGAACACUGAGGAUCAUAUUAACUGGGCCAAGACAAAUGUGGCACGGUCUUAUCAUUUGAAAGACGAUGGAGCGCAGAAAGUCAAGGUCGUAUCUCACUUUUAUGGCCAUGGAGAUGUUUGUGACCUAACAGGGAAACCGAGACAGGUUAUAGUCAAGCUCAAGUGUAAGGAAUCAGAGUCUCCUCAUGCUGUUACAGUUUACAUGCUGGAACCUCAGACCUGUCAAUAUGUUCUCGGGGUUGAGUCGCCUGUAAUAUGCAAGAUCUUGGACACUGCAGAUGAAAAUGGACUUCUUUCAAUCCCUAGCUAGCCUAGAUGGAGGAAUGGAUUUUAGCUUGGAGAACAAACAAUACAGAAGAGGAAGGCAGGAUGAUUGUCAGAGGGAGAGAUAAAGGUCUGAUAAAGUCUAGUUCCAUAGAUCAUGGCGAUAACAUGGACUUGCUGAACCUCAGGCCUCCACCCUUUGAGAAAGUCCCUCACUGACAGCACUUUCUCUUGUUUGAAGACUAAACACGGAGGAGAUUUGAUGAAACUUUUAAACCUGGAGAUGCAGCUAGGGCUGAAUUCUCAAUGUUUUAUUUACAAAUCUCAAACCUGUUGAAGAAUAUUUUUGUUCAGCUUUUUCAUGCUUUGGCACAUUUAGAUGGUUGGCUGUGGGAAAGUCACUUAAAAAAUCUAAUUAAAUUAUUAAUUUGUUCUGUUAAUCAAUUGAUUAUACAAGUUGGUCAGCUGUUUUAAAUAUACAUUUAUUUAUUUGAUCAAACUUCUGGUAGUUCAGUGCUUGCCAGUAUCAGUGUGCAUAUGGAGACGGUUAUAUUGUUUUUAAAAGUGAUAGAAGUAGUAAUUGUGCAAUGCAAACUGCAAGGGAAAAUACACUGUCUUGUAUGCAAAGGAAAGUGAGUGUAAUUAAACAGUUUUUUUUUU
Messenger RNA from Sinocyclocheilus rhinocerous, 1580 nucleotides. Its product is annotated as endoplasmic reticulum lectin 1-like. Gene Ontology annotation, biological process: endoplasmic reticulum unfolded protein response; ERAD pathway; retrograde protein transport, ER to cytosol. NCBI's taxonomy places the organism in Eukaryota, Metazoa, Chordata, Actinopteri, Cypriniformes, Cyprinidae. The transcript has 8 exons. The record is from RefSeq and is a predicted model, not a curated record. Gene Ontology annotation, cellular component: endoplasmic reticulum lumen. Bases 1 to 966 code for a protein of 321 amino acids.